AUGGCGACUGGUACGCCGGAUUCGCAAGCACGAUUUGGUCAGUCGGUGAAGGGGCUUCUCACGGAGAAAGUGAAUACUUGCGGGACCGACGUGAUCGCGCUCACCAAGCAGGUGCUGAAAGGCUCCCGGAGUUCCGAGCUACUGGGGCAGGCAGCUCGGAACAUGGUACUACAGGAAGAUGCCAUCCUGCACUCAGAAGAUAGUUUAAGGAAAAUGGCAAUAAUAACGACGCAUCUUCAGUACCAGCAAGAAGCUAUUCAGAAGAAUGUUGAACAGUCACCUGACCUGCAGGACCAGUUGAGUCGGUUACUGAAGUAGCGCGUCAAAACAGUUAUUGACUUCUCUGCCCGAUGCCAAGGACGAUGUGUCUUACACAGCCAUCAGGCUGUGUGCUUGCUUUCCAUUUUCAUCUCCAAAAAUUCGUCUAGAAAAGACUUGUGGAAAGAAGUCAGGUGAUUGAACUUGGAAUCACUGGUUAAAUUGCAUUAACCUGCACUCUUAUCAGAUAUUUAAGUUGUUUCAUAUUAAAAUAAAAUUCUUAGGUUCGGUUGUUAGCACUGAAAAAAUUAAAAGACACCUUAACUUGUUAAAAACUGUAUUGGCUAACAUGAUCCUGAAGCACAUUGCUGUGCCUUUUUUUUGACAGUAUGUCCCUGUAUAGCCCUGGCUUUGAACUCUCAAGUGCUGGGAUUACAAAUCACCACAGCUGGCCGCCGAGUAACAUAGAGUCUCAGAUACUCGGGAGGCUAAGCAGGAGGCUCACUUAAGCACAGAAAGCUGCGACCAUCCAGGGCAACACAGAGAGAGCCUGUCUCCAAGAAGACAGGAGAUAGAGGGGCGGGUGUCUAUGUGAGCGGUGAGAAUGCUUCCUAUUUAAAAGAUGUUUAAUCAUUCGUUCAAGAAUCUUCAUUUAAUGGACACAGGAUGUGGAUAAAGUCUGCUGUCUCCUUGCUCACUGCAAGUUCUUAUAUGAAACUCAAUCCUCUCUGGCCAGCUGCGGCUCCUUGCCUUGACCUUUGUUCCUGGCUCCUUUCUUUCUGUGACUCUUGAUUAAGUGACCUUCCUUGGUUCAUUUUGUAAUCAUUUAUAGCAUUCCAUUUCCUUCACAUUGGCAGUAAAGUCAUGCAAGUGGAUCUGCUGAUAAUUAAGUAAAGUCAUGAAAUGAACCACAUAGAGAGACCCAGUCUCAAACAAAACGAAAAGGAUAAAAACGUAUAAAGCCAGUGAAUAGUUGUUAGAUAUUAGUUUAAGUGUCACCUCAACCAUUAAAGUAUAAAUUAAUAAAUUUAUCAGUGACUCUGACAUGUAUAAAAUGAAUUAGAUUUGAAAGAAUUCUCUCAGCUUCAUGUAGAAAAUUUGAUCAACGUAAAAAUGUCUGGCUCCAUUACAAAGCUACCAUUUGAAGGAAUGUAUCCAUAUCAGUUAAGAGAGAUAAUCCACAAAGUGUUAAAGAAGGAGCCCUUAGUGUGGCAUUUGAUUGUGGUACCGUUCCUGUGACUUCUACAGUCUGUCAAAAAACAAUAUAAACAUAUAAAACAUGACCAGCAUAUAAAACAUGACCACUAAAAAAAAAAAUGCUAGUGAGAUGGCUCAGCAGUUCAAAACACUUCUGCUUUUGGAGAGGACGCAGGUUCAGUUCCCAGAACCCACUUCAUACAGCUCAUAGCUUUCUAUAAAUAUAGCUCCAAGUGAUCUAAUGUCUUCUUCUGGACUCCUCAGAUACCUAUAUUUGAAUACAGACACAUGCUGAUAUACACAAAUAAUUUUUAAAAUUAUUAAAGCAAUUCAUUUGCUAAAGAAAAUGUAAUUUUCAUCUAAGAAUAAAAAGGAAGAUAAAACAAAAUUUAGACCAA
Meriones unguiculatus (Mongolian gerbil) is the source of this 1853-nucleotide messenger RNA. It is a transcript of the gene Borcs7, whose product is annotated as BLOC-1 related complex subunit 7. The transcript is spliced from 5 exons. Bases 1 to 318 code for a protein of 105 amino acids. Gene Ontology annotation, cellular component: BORC complex. NCBI's taxonomy places the organism in Eukaryota, Metazoa, Chordata, Mammalia, Rodentia, Muridae. The record is from RefSeq and is a predicted model, not a curated record.